AUGGUCGCGGUGGGAAAGCAGCGCGAGGAGAACCUCGCCGAGCCUGUGCUGGCCAACUUGCUGGCCGAUGACCGCACGCCUUGGUACAAGAAGCCGAAUCUGCGGCGGCUGUACUUCAUCCUGUUUCCGGCGUGUAUGGGCAUCGAGAUCACGUCCGGAUUCGACUCGCAGAUUAUCAACACGCUGAGCGUUGCAGAGACUAACAGCGAUAUAGAUUUCGGCCACCCAACCGGGAAGAUUGUUGACGGACAGCCCCAGUAUGCGAUCGAAGCGAACCUCAAGGGAUUCCUGGGUGCGGCGUACUCGCUCGGAGCCAUCCUCUCGCUGCCUUUUGUCCCCUACCUCAACCAGCUUGUCGGACGACGAUGGACGAUUAUGUUCGGUUCCUGUGUGAGCUUGGUCGGGGCCCUCAUCCAGGGCUUUUCCAACGGAGUCGCCAUGUACAUUGUCGCGCGUAUCCUUCUGGGAUUCGGCAUCCCGUUUUGUAUCGUCGCAGGUUCAUCCUUGCUGGGAGAGCUGGGAUACCCCAAGGAGCGUCCGAUUCUCACCUCGCUGUUCAACUCCUCCUACUUCAUCGGCCAGAUCGUCGCGGCAGCCGUGGGCCUGGGGACGGUAACAAUUCCGUCCAACUGGGCAUGGCGAAUCCCGUCCCUGCUGCAGAUUGCGCCCGCCAUGGUCCAGAUCAUAACGGUGAUGUUCCUCCCUGAAAGCCCCAGAUACCUGAUCAGUAAGGACCGCUACGACGACGCCUUCAACAUUCUCACCAAGUACCACGCGGAGGGCGACCGCAACUCGGUUAUCGUCAAGGCCGAACUGGCGCAGAUCGAGCGCACCAUCAAGAUCGAACUCGAGGAGUCCAAACAGUCGUGGUGGGACAUGUUCCGCACCGCCGGCAUGCGCCGUCGACUGUUCAUCUCUGCUUUUCUCGGUCUGUUCACGCAGUGGUCCGGCAACACGCUCAUUUCGUACUACCUGAGCGACCUCCUCAACAUGGUCGGCAUCACCGACAGCGUAACCAAGUCCAAGAUCAACAUCGGCAUCGCCUGCUGGGGUCUCGUCUGCGGCACCGCAUUGGCGCUGACCGCGCCGCGCUUCAAGCGUCGCCCGAUGUACCUCACCUGCGCCGCCUCCCUGCUGUGCGUGUACAUCGCCUGGACGAUCUCCAUGGAGCGGUUCAUGAGCACGCAGGCGCGCGCCGCCGCCAUCCUGACCAUCCUUUUCAUUUUCCUGUACUCGCCUGCCUACAACCUGGGCUACAACGCCCUGACCUACACGUAUCUGGUCGAGCUGUUCCCGUACAUGGGCCGCUCGCGCGGCCUCUCCUGGUUCCAGUUCUACGGCCGCGGCGCGAGCUUCUUCGCCACGUAUGUGAACCCCGUGGGUCUGGCGCGCAUCGCCUGGAAGUGGCUGCUGGUGUACUGCUGCUGGCUGGUGUUCGAGCUGGUGUUUAUCUACUUCUUCUUUCCCGAGACCGCGGGCCGCACCCUCGAGGAGCUGUCGUUCUUGUUCGAGGACAAGGACAAGGCCAACGAGGUCGCUGCCGCGGUGCACGAGCAGAUCGAUGAGGACGGCGAGAAGAAACAGGCUACGGCACAUGUGGAGGUCUCGGAGACCAAGAGUGCUGUUUGA
This is a messenger RNA of Aspergillus terreus NIH2624, 1629 nucleotides long. RefSeq names its product putative MFS sugar transporter. NCBI's taxonomy places the organism in Eukaryota, Fungi, Ascomycota, Eurotiomycetes, Eurotiales, Aspergillaceae. The record is from RefSeq and is a predicted model, not a curated record. The coding region runs from base 1 to 1629 and encodes 542 amino acids. Gene Ontology annotation, biological process: carbohydrate transport; transmembrane transport. The transcript is spliced from 7 exons. Gene Ontology annotation, molecular function: carbohydrate:proton symporter activity. Gene Ontology annotation, cellular component: membrane.